GUGCGUCAGCAAAGAAACGCAAACAUCUGAUUGGUCAGUGUUUUCCAGCUAUAUAAAUAUAGCUUAUCCGGACUCAUAACCAUUAGAGAAGUAGAGACACAGCUUUCAACUGAUAACUGUGUGAUACUUGCUGCAGUGGUUAAGUCUAAUUAUUCACAGAUCUUGGGAAUCUUGGACAAUUCUUAAAGACAAUUCCUUUAGUAUCAGCCACAAUGGAUUUGGUUUACGAAAACAGUGUUUCUGCAAUUGAAACGUUGCAAACCAGAUUUCAGCAGCAAAAAAACGUAUUUUUCACAAUUUCGAACUUUGGUGAUCCUCGAUAUGCCUUCCUUUUCUACGCACCUUUGAUUUUCUCAUUGGAUCGCAGAACAGGAACUAAGUUGAUGUGGGUUACCAUCAUUGCUGAGUGGUCCAACCAAGUUUUGAAGUGGGUGCUGCAUGGAGAACGUCCUUAUUGGUGGAUACACGAAACACAAGUUUACAACAAGACUGGCUCAAACACUCCAGCCAUUCAGCAAUACUUUAUGACAUGUGAAACUGGACCAGGAAGCCCUUCAGGUCAUUCCAUGGUAUCCGCAGCGGUAUGGUACAUUCUUAUUACUGCUUUUCUAGAGAAGUCUGGAGCUGUCAGAAACAACCACAAAAACAUAUUGGUGUCCAUAAGCUGGUCAAUUUACACAAUUCUGCUUUGUGUGGUCAGUCUGUCUCGAGUGUACAUCGCUGCUCACUUUCCUCACCAGUGCUUAUUGGGAAUGGUUAUUGGAUGUGGUCUUGCCACCAUCAUGAGCAAAUUUUCUCUGGAUACUUUGAAACUGAAGCAUUACGUUAUCGCUACCUUCGGUCUUCUGGGCAGUGCUUUAACCACCUACGGUGUUCUGCGUGUUUUGGGUUUGAAUCCUCUUUGGUCGGUCGAUAGAGCCAUGAAGUGGUGCGCCAAGCAAGAGUACAUCCACGUGGACACUACUCCUUUCUUUUCAAUGAUGCGCUAUUGUGGUUACAUGUUAGGUAUGGGCAUCGGCCUCAACUCUAUGUUCAACAAGAAAGCUGAAAAGGUUCCAUUCUCUAUGGGUAUGAAGGUUACUUCCGCUCUCUUGGCUGUUGGUGUAGCUAAGCUAUCUGAGCAAGUCACACUUCCAAAAGGAAGCAGCAGUAGAAGUCAUUUAUUUGUAUCAUUCCACAUAUCAUGUAUCAUCAUAAAUGGUGUACAUAAAAUACUAGUUUCUGGCAGUAGAACUUUACAAACCCUUCAAAGAGGAAAAGUAACAGCAGAAAAACUUGGCAGUUUGGUAAAUUCUGUAAGAUAUAUAUAGAAACAUGUAGCUUGAAUGGAUGAACACAUGUAGUGUAUGAAUUGCUGUAUUUUUUUUUGUUAAAAAAUCUUCGCACUUGUUAAUUUAUUACUUUAAUAAUGGAGAUUGUUGGAUAAAACUCGUCAUUUAUAUUUAUAUUUAAUAAUCAAGUAAGAAUAAUACAAUAUUUUUGAAGUAUCAUGAAAAAUAAGCUGAAGUGUAAGUUUCAGUGAUUUUUACAGCAAUUUAUUUUUAUUUUUUUUCUAAAUUUUGCAUCAUAAUAAAUUUUGUAUGAUGGAUGUCUAUCAGUAAAUUGUGGCACGAUUUAUAUGACGUAAAACCAAAUUCAAUAUCGCGUUUAUUUUCAGGCUAUAUAUAUAUAUGAGUAUUGUACAAAUAUGAAAUAUAUUCAUUUUACUUUAACAAUUUUAAAUUGAAAUUAGUGAAAAAUUGUAUUUUGCGUAAAUAUUGACAAAUAUUUUAUUUAGUCUAGGAUUGUGAAUAGUUUUAUUUUGUAAUAUCUGUAAAUAGAAGUACAAAAAUAAAACCUUGUAAAUAUAUG
Molecule: messenger RNA, 1851 nt
Organism: Limulus polyphemus (Atlantic horseshoe crab)
Lineage: Eukaryota; Metazoa; Arthropoda; Merostomata; Xiphosura; Limulidae
Product: glucose-6-phosphatase-like
Exons: 8
Coding region: 213-1310 (365 amino acids)
Biological process (GO): glucose 6-phosphate metabolic process; gluconeogenesis
Cellular component (GO): membrane
Molecular function (GO): glucose-6-phosphatase activity
Source: RefSeq, a predicted model, not a curated record